This is a messenger RNA of Rhizophagus irregularis DAOM 181602=DAOM 197198, 2424 nucleotides long. RefSeq lists its product as uncharacterized. Gene Ontology annotation, biological process: protein phosphorylation; cell surface receptor signaling pathway. Gene Ontology annotation, cellular component: cytoplasm. The record is from RefSeq and is a predicted model, not a curated record. NCBI's taxonomy places the organism in Eukaryota, Fungi, Glomeromycota, Glomeromycetes, Glomerales, Glomeraceae. Gene Ontology annotation, molecular function: protein kinase activity; ATP binding.
AUGGAUGAUACAGAUAAUAAAUGGAUCCAGUGGAUUAAAAAUGGAAUCGCUAAUGAAUCUAUUAAUUAUUAUGAUUAUAGUGAAUUUCAAAAUAUAAAAUGUAUAGGUAAUGGAGGAUUUGGUAAUAUUUAUCAAGCUAAUUGGAAUAGUUCAAAUACUGUUAUUGCAUUAAAAUCUUUGCUGAAUGGUGAUAAUAUCACGAUAGAAAUUAUUAAUGAGAUAAAAUUAAUGCAAAAAGUUAAUUUUCACAAAAAUAUUAUUCAACUUUUCGGCAUUACAAGUAAUACAAAUGACGUAGAUACAAAUAAUUAUUUAUUCGUUCUUGAAUAUGCAGAUAGUGGUACAUUAAAAAAUUAUCUAAAAAAUAAUUUCAAUAAAUUAGAUUGGAAUAUUAAAUUACGAUUUGCAAUACAAAUUGCUAAUGUUGUCUCAUGUAUACAUCAAAAAGAUAUCGUUCAUAAUGAUCUGAAUUCUGAUAAUAUUUUGGUUCAUCGAAACAUAAUAAAAUUAGCAGAUUUUGGUCUUUCACGAAGACCUGAAGUAUCGAAUUUUGUAAAAGAGAAAAUACCUUAUAUUGAUCCACAACGUCUCAAAAAUCGAAUAAUCAAUAAUAAGAAGAAAUCAGAUGUGUACAGUGUUGGUGUACUCUUAUGGGAGAUAUCGUCCGGACAAAAGCCAUUUAAAUCAUACGAUAAUUCUUGUGAUCAAAUAUCAUUAACUUUGGAUAUUUUAGAAGGAAAAAGAGAAAUUCCAAUUAUCGGUACACCAGAUGAUUACAUUAACAUUUAUACAAGAUGUUGGCAAGAUAAUCCAGAUGAUAGACCUGAUAUACAUCAAGUAUUUUCUGAUCUGAUUAAUUUGAACAUAAAUGAAAAUAUUUCAUAUAGUGUAAAUUUUGAUGAAUUUAUUCCACUUAUAGAUAAAUUUAUUAAAUUUGGAGAAGAAAUUUUAAUAUUAUAUGAAAAAUCAAGACAUAAUAAAGAAUUAUGUGGAUUUCUUUUAAAUAGGUGUAAUUGUGCUAUGGCCUCUAUAAGAGAUUUAAAGAUUAGAAAAACAGAAAAUACGAAAUUUUUUUCUAAAAAAAAUUUAAAAUUAUUUAAAGAAUUUAUUAAAUGUAUGGAAAGGAUAAGAAAGUUCGUCUCACGUAUUAGUAAAUUUCAUAAACUUUUAAAAUAUUUCAUUGCUUCUAAUAUUGAACAAGAUUUUAAUGAUCUUGUAACAGAAUUUGAUGGAUAUAUGAGAAAUUUAAAUUUUUCUUUUGUUGUACAAUCUAAGGAUGAAAUAUCAAAAAUGAGAAAUGAAAUUAGGCAGAUUAAAGAUAUACUUUUAAAUAUUUAUGGUGUACCCGAUGAUAAACAAGCUCUUAUAGAAUUUUCAAAUAGAAUGGAUCAGUUAAUUAUGAAAAAUAUAAAUUUACAAAAAUCGGCAAGACAUGUGAUCGAAGAUUCUUUUGAAAUAGAAACAAAUAAACCUUUGCUUGAUGGUGAAAAAUACCAAAGAUUAUAUAUACAUACAAAGAAGAUUGAAAAACGUACAUUAUAUAGUACGUGUGAAGAAUUUUGUUUUAAAGAAAUUUUACCGGAUCUAUAUCAUCAAAUUGAAAUUAGAAGAGAAGUAAACAUUUUAAAAGGAUUGAAAGGUUCUGAUCACAUUAUAAGAUUUUUUGGUGUAGCUCACGAAGAAUCAAAAUUUUAUUUGAUUACAGAAUGGAUGGAAUACGGAAUUUUACAUGAAUAUUAUACGAAUUAUAGAGAAAUGAUCGAUUGGAAUGCUAAAAUUAAAUUUGCUUUAGAUAUUUGUAGUGGUGUCGCGUAUCUGCACGAGUGUAAGAUUCUUCAUCAUGAUAUUCGAUCGACAAAUAUUUUAGUAAACAGAGAUCAUAAGGUUAAGAUAGCCUAUUUUGGUUUAAGCAAAAACUUUCCUGUCCAUUGCAGAAAUAUUGCGAAUAAUUUAGAUAAUACAAGAUAUAUGGCACCAGAGAAAUUGUUUUAUCAUGACAAUCAUAAUAUAAAAAAAAAGAAAGUUUACGAUUCUAAAUGUGAAAUUUACAGCGUUGGAGUAUUAUUAUGGGAGAUCGCAGAAUUGAAAAAACCUCAUUCUGAUCUUAAUGAAAUGGACAUGCUUGCUAGUAUCAGAAAACGUGUUAGUGAAAGAUAUUCUUUACCAUUUUCAAAUAACGUACCUAUCGAAUGGAGAUUUAUAGUAGCCAGAGCUACGGAAUAUGAACCAUCGUGGCGUCCUAAUAUAUCUGAUAUUUGUCGUGAUUUAUACAACCUCAGUAAAAAUUAUCAAUUAAAAUCUACUUCAUAUGAUUCAAAUCUUCAAUGCGCAGUAUCAUUUCCUGAAAGCUUUGAUAAGCCAAUGUUAAUAGAUGAUGAUGAUGAUAGUUCAAGUAAUCAAAAUAACAUACAAAAUAUUGAUUAG